AUGGAACUCAUUUUUGAUUCACUUGGACGGUUUCUUCUAGAGUCCGGGUUGAUGGGUGGUCUUCCGGACACCAUGUGGGUAGUCUUAGGCCACUCGGCGGUGACUGAAAAAUCCCAGGUGGUAGCGUGGGGAUUCGAAUUGACGUUGUCCAUGGUGUGAUGAAUGCUGGGCCCGCAUGCUACCACUCAGCCACCGCCUACCCGAUAAUGAUAUGGUUUGAGACGUAAUAUUGUCUAUAUGGCGGGCGAGGUGGCAACAACACAGUCCGCCUUCAUACAACAACCAGAUGCAGCAGGACCAAGUUAGAUCAUUAGGAAACCUGCGGAGCUUAUUGAUGGCAGCCGAAGACUCUGUGAAGGUAGAGGAGGAGAAGCCAAUAGAGAAGGAAGAGAAACACGAAGAGAACGAAAAGGAAACUAAAGAGGAAGAAGAAGAGGAGGAGGAGCAGGAGAACAGUAAAGAAACAGAAGCUGAAAAGGAAAAGGAGGAAGAUGAAAAGGAGGAGAAUGAGGUGAAGGAGGAAGAGGAAAUGGAGGUAGAGGAGGCAAAGAAGGAGGUGGUGGAGGAGAAGAAGGAGAAGAAGGCACCGAAGGAGGAGAAGAAGAAGCAAAAGAAGGAGGAGGCCCCAGCAAAGGAAACCCCAGCAACACCCAAAAAAGAACCCGACGUCCCGCUCUACGACCAGCCGCUGGAGAUGAGUGGCAAGCGGGACCGGAAAAAAGUUGAACGCUUUGUGCAGGAGGCCAAGAAGGAGGAACUCACCAUAACAGGCUCCGGUACACCGCUCGGGGACAUUCCCUUCAUUGAAGCCAUGAUCACGAAAAUGCAACUUGACGAGCUAAAAGUGUUGCACCGAGUGGCGUACAACAGGCCUGGCAGCGGCAACGAAAUAAAGAAGAACCUCCGGAAAUUCAACGGCUUCUCCUACACGAAAGACGACAAGAAGUACCAGAGCAAAGUGAUGACGGUUGAAAGAAUACUCAUGUCGGAGCUGAAGAGGAUGCUGAUGAUCCUGGGCCUGGAGCGGCAAGGGAACAAAGCGGAGCUGGUGGAGCGACUUAUGAACUUCAUGAUGCAACCAGAGGACAUGGGGAGGAAGCCACCUGCCUCCGCCAAGAAGGCUGGUAAAGGAAGAGGGAGGCCGAGGAAGAAGAGCCAGGAGAAGAAACAGAACAACACCUCACAGGACGACUCAGCAAGCUCCAGGAGUGACAGCGACCACUCCGGCUCCGAGGAAGAGGACGAUGAAGAGAAGGAUGAGGAGGAGGAGGAGGAGAAGCCCAAGAAGACGCCGGGGAGGAAACCAGCCGCCGGGAAGAAGACACCUGCCAAGAGGACCCCGGCGGCUAAGAGAACGCCGGCGGCCAAGAGAGCGAAACCGGCGGCGGAUGGCGACGACUCGGACUCAGACGAUGAACCACUGGCCAAGAAAGUGAAGCAGCCGCCCUCGGACGCGGAGCUGAAGGUGAUGGUGAAGAAGAUCCUGGAGGGCGCCAACCUGGAGGAGGUGACCAUGAAGAGUGUGUGCCGCCAAGUGUACGACAGCUAUCCAGACUUCGACCUCACCCACAAGAAGGUCUUCAUAAAGGAAACCGUCAAAUCGAUAAUAUCGUGAUGUGGCAGCGUACCACCAAUAAGUACAGUACAAAUUGUUCAUACAUUUUUAUAAUUUUACAUAUGAAAUAUUUCCCCACCCCCUUUAAAAUUAAAAAAAAAAAAAACUGUACUCACAAGGACAGUUGAAAGUAUUUUACCAAUACUUCCAUCUAUUGCAGAACAUACAGGCUAAUUAGCAGCAUCAGUACAUGUUGUCCUAAUUUUUAUGAGUGCAGCACAAAUUUUAUGCAUCUCUCCAAGCCUUGUGAUGCUCUCAUAGGUUUUCCUUUUAAGCAUUUUCCCCCUGGUUAGGCAUUUUUGGUUCACCCGACCCCCACGUGCAUUAUCUUCGCCUGGCAUUGGGGUUAGGAUCCAAAUAGGUACUUUAAUAACCAAGUGAGAAAUACAUAGACAGACAGACAAGUAUAUGUAUGUGUCACAAUCUAGCAAGUCAUUGAUUCAUUCAUUUGAAACCCUGGGCUGUGUUGUGUGAAAGGAUGUGUGGCUUCCCAUCACCUGUUUGCUCUCACCUGUCCCCUAACCUUACCCCUCAACCUUUACUGGAUGGGAAUGAAAGAGUGCGAGUUAUUCUCUCAAUCAAAUGUUGGAUGGAAGUGGAAGGCACGCUCUCCUGCCGAGCCAUAAUUGUCUGGCCAGCUGUCGUCGUUGUUGUACUUCCUCCUCGGACGUUUUUAGUCGUAGAGAAAGUCCCUCAUGUGUAUCUCGCAAUAUUUGUAUAAAAAACACGACAACUCGCUUCUUUUUUAUAGCAGACAUACAUUGUUAGUAUAUUACCCUAACCCACCCGCCCGCCCGCCCGCCCACCUGAGACUCACACCUUCAUUUUGUACUAUCAGAUUUAGAGACUAUUUUUACACAAACUUAAUCCUCCAAAGCAAAAAAAUACCACCAGCUUGACUUGUAAUAUAAAUGCUUACAGCCCUAACCAUCCCCCUCUCAUCCCCUAAGCAUUCCCCUCCCUUCCCUCCCUCCACCCUCUCAGCUGGGUACUCUUUGGAGGGGUAAUGCAUGUAAUGGCUUGUGUGUAUUACCUGUUCAGCGCUUCAUUAUCUUUUUUUCUCUCACUGAUGUAUUUGUAUCUCUUGCUGACCUGUUUUUCCAACCGCCAAAACCUGAACUGGUAUAUUUCACUUUGUUUUCUCCUUUUCCUUUUCUAUUUUUAUUCGUUGUGGCCACAGAAAAUAUCGCUACUCUAAUUAUUACCCUGAGGUGUUGAAUUGUGAUUAUUUUUAAGGGUAAGUUCUUAUAAUUGCUUUGUAUUUAGGUCCUUGCCUGCCUACUAUGCAUCGCCACCAGGUAAUAAUGAUAAUGAUAAUAAUACCUGUAAUUAGAAACUGUUGUGCCGUUAUCUUUGUCAUCAUCGCCAUGCGUCAGCCGUUGCUUCAUCAAGGCGACAUGCGUUGGUUAUGCAUUCAACCCGGUCAUUGAUUUCUUUAGAUGGUGUUUACUUCAUUAAGAAAAGUAAUAUAUUCCACGUAACAUUAUUGGUUUGUUUAUCGUUGCCAUCAGUUUCUGUGAUUUCAUUGCAUUUAUUCAUGGUUUUCAAGAGCUUUUGCAUCUCCGACACAGGAACUAACCGUUAAGUAGAACGUAUAUAUUUUUUAUUUUGCCCCCAGAACUCGACCGAAUUCUCACCUACAUUUAGCUGCAGCUCCCAGUAAGGGCUAGGACGUCACCUUCAGACUAGGGUACACAAAUUUUGAUAGGGAAGGGGGUUGUGUGGUCAGUAUGCCAUGGCUACACAAAUGUCGCAAGUUUGUACAGCAUUCGUUCAUGGCAUCCCAGUGACUUUUUAUUAAAUUUUUACAUGGAAGGGUGAUGAGACAAAAUAUACUUUCCAGCAAUAACUUAUAUGAAAUUCUGAGAGACACAAGAAUCGGACGUCAUUAGUGAGAAGUGUCAAAUGUUCUUCACUUCACAAAAAAGAAGAAUCCAAGACAUGAAACUGAUUAGACAUUGCUAGUGAGAGAAGUGUUCAUGUUCUUCACUUCACAGAGUCAAAUUAUUAGUGAAAAAAGUGUUAAUUUUCUUCACUAUAAAAAGAGUCUAAUUGAAGCUGGUUAUUGCAAGAAGGGAGCUUGUAACCCUGUGAAGCCAGUGUACAGAUGUGUGUUAUGCUGUGAGGUGUAGUGUUGAUAGUGCUAGGACUUAUCUUUCAGCCACAGAUGUAUAAGUGUAACCUCUGUGCCACUGGACGGAGGACUACUACACCCAUCCCUCUUUUUGUACCAGAUAAGGACAUGCUAAGUGUAAGAUUCUAAUAAAGUAGACUUAGAUA
Molecule: messenger RNA, 3895 nt
Organism: Eriocheir sinensis (Chinese mitten crab)
Lineage: Eukaryota; Metazoa; Arthropoda; Malacostraca; Decapoda; Varunidae
Product: protein DEK-like
Exons: 8
Coding region: 287-1615 (442 amino acids)
Biological process (GO): regulation of double-strand break repair; chromatin organization
Cellular component (GO): nucleus
Molecular function (GO): DNA binding; histone binding
Source: RefSeq, a predicted model, not a curated record